Peromyscus maniculatus bairdii (prairie deer mouse) is the source of this 1679-nucleotide messenger RNA. It is a transcript of the gene Ing5, whose product is annotated as inhibitor of growth family member 5. Gene Ontology annotation, biological process: positive regulation of apoptotic signaling pathway; regulation of DNA-templated transcription. Lineage: Eukaryota; Metazoa; Chordata; Mammalia; Rodentia; Cricetidae. The record is from RefSeq and is a predicted model, not a curated record. Gene Ontology annotation, cellular component: nucleus. Gene Ontology annotation, molecular function: chromatin binding.
CCGGUCCCCUCCCCUCCAGUUCAGUCUUGCCUGGGGGAGGUCCGCCCCUUCCUAACCUGCUGCUGGUGUUCGCGUUUGGAACCAUAGUAGGGAGCGCUAGGCUAGCGGGGUGCGCUCUUUUCGCGGGAACUCAUGCUGCCACAAGCCAGUCCGGCAAGGGAGGAUGUCCUGAAUAACGGAUUGAUCUUUGACAUCCCAGGCAUUGAGAACCUUCCCUGUGAACUUCAAAGGAACUUCCAGCUGAUGCGAGAGCUCGACCAGAGAACAGAAGAUAAGAAAGCCGAGAUCGACAUCCUGGCUGCAGAGUACAUUUCCACGGUGAAGACUCUGUCUUCAGAGCAGCGCGUGGCGCACCUGCAGAAGAUCCAGAGCGCCUACAGCAAGUGCAAGGAGUACAGUGAUGACAAGGUGCAGCUGGCCAUGCAGACCUACGAGAUGGUGGAUAAACACAUCCGAAGACUUGAUGCUGACCUGGCGCGCUUUGAGGCUGACCUGAAGGACAGAAUGGACGGAAGUGACUUUGAAAGCACUGGAUCACGAAGCUUGAAAAAAGGUCGGAGUCAGAAAGAAAAGAGAAGCUCCCGGGGCCGAGGCAGGAGGACAUCAGAAGAGGACACUCCAAAGAAAAAGAAGCAUAAAAGCGGGUCUGAGUUCACGGACAGCAUCCUCUCUGUGCACCCCUCUGACGUGCUGGACAUGCCCGUGGAUCCGAACGAGCCCACAUACUGCCUGUGCCACCAGGUGUCCUACGGGGAGAUGAUCGGCUGUGACAAUCCAGAUUGCCCAAUUGAGUGGUUUCACUUUGCCUGCGUGGAUCUCACCACAAAGCCCAAAGGAAAGUGGUUCUGUCCACGAUGUGUUCAGGAAAAGAGGAAGAAGAAGUAACGGAGAGGCUGUGCCAGACUGCAGAGCAAGCUAAUAUAUUUCUUCACUCAUGUUGCAAUAUUAUCUUUCAUUUUAAAACUACCUUAUUUCAACUGAUAUUUAAUAAUUCAGUGGCCAGUUAUGAUUUUGGAUGUUUCCCAAACUAGGAAGCCACUGCACCGUUUGCACAGAACAGUCUCGCAGGGACUUGCCACAGUGACUUCACACGCAGGCUCCCCACUCCUGCAGCCUCCUCCCAGCACUGAGAAUGUCGGAAACGUGGCCUGUGGUGAGUGUCAGUCUGGGUUGUAGGCAAAGUGCUGCGUGGUGCAGGGUGGACACAUUCUAACCUGGUGUCCUGCGCUGUCCGGGGACUCGAGGGUCAGCCUUGAGGGUCCAGGUUUUCCUGGACUGUCCCGCGGCACCCCGGAAGCAGGGCUGUUGCUCUGUGAGCAGAGUCUUGUCAGGCGCUGCCCCGUGCUGUGCUCCGACCCUGACCGAAGACCAGGGGCUCCUGGCCAACAUACCUCGGAUGUGUCUGGAAGGGACUGGGGCUCUUCCCCGGUGGAAGCGCCCUCUGUUUCAUCGUGCACCACCACCUUUUCAGGGGGACCCUCCAGCCCCCCCUGGAGGGUAAGCUUCCGUUAGCCUCGGACUGUCCGUUAUCAACCAGCACCGCCCAUCUGCGGAUAAACAGCCAGGCUGAGCUUCCACCUCUCUGGGAAUUCCUAACUUCUUUUUUUUUUUUAACUGUGAAGAUGAAAUUAUUGUAAUAGCAUGAAGGUCAUGGGUCUGUGUGUCUAUGAAGUGAGUCU